AUGGGAAAUUGUGUGUUUAAAGGGUUUCGAGAGGCAGAAGAGAUGGUGAAAGUCGUGACAUCCAGUGGGGGAAUAAUGGAGCUCUUUGCCCCCAUCACAGCUAACUCCAUAACCAAUGAGUCCCCAGGCCAUGCCAUCUUCCGCAGCCCUGACCUCUUCGCGCAACCUCUUCUCCACAACGAAGAGCUUCAUCCCAAAGAGCUUUACUAUCUCCUACCUCUAAACCCCUACAAAACCCCCAAAAAUCAUGAUAUUAAUGCAAACCCUUACGGCACCGUUUGUACACCAUAUCGCAUGUCAUGUGACAAUCAAGGCAAGAGGCCGUCAGAUCCUGAAGUUUUUCCGAGGUACAACAGUAGUGGGGUUUGGAAGGUGAAGCUGGUGAUAAGUCCAGAGCAGCUCUCUGACAUUUUGUCGCAGGAAGCUCGCACUGAGGCUUUGAUUGAAAGCGUGAGGACAGUGGCCAAGUGUGGCACCGGAGGGAACUCAUCGGUGGCAAGUUCCGACCAGUGGAGUCUGUCUAGUAGUUGGAAGGAGCUGUCAUCGUGA
Molecule: messenger RNA, 549 nt
Organism: Malus domestica (apple)
Lineage: Eukaryota; Viridiplantae; Streptophyta; Magnoliopsida; Rosales; Rosaceae
Source: RefSeq, a predicted model, not a curated record